UGAAGGCGGCUUCAAUUGCAUUCUAGCCAAAAGGAAGAUCUCAGCAUAAUAGGUUAACUCACGUCCAUAUUCUCCUUCAAGCCGGCAUUUUGUUUUAUGUUUUUGUUUUCUCAUACUGCUAAUAGUUACUGAAAUCUUUUGCCUACAUAUACUCAUCUUAGUUUCUUCUAGCUUUUAAGUACAAAUUUCUAGCUAAGUAUUAACCGAACAAAGAGGAUGGUGAAAAUAGGAGUUAUGUUCAUGCCAAUACAGGGCGUCGGUCACCUAAUCUCGACUGUAGAGCUCGCAAAACUUCUCUUGAAAAAUACAGAAAUCCACUUCUCUAUCACAAUUCUCACCAUAAACCACCUUGUCCCUGCAUGGGCUUCUGCCAUCAAAGCCUACAUCGAUUCAGUUAUCUCCCUCGGCCUUGACAUCACCUUCGAAGAGCUUCCUCAGAUUGACCCUCCCAAUCACCAGAAACCAGAAACCUUCGUUACCCGCUUCGUUGAUUCCCACAAGCCUCUUGUUAGAGACUCUAUCUCCCGAUACCUCUCCUCUCCGUCGAGCCCCCCUCUUUCUGCCUUAGUCCUUGAUCUGUUUUGUACAAGCAUGAUCGACGUUGCUAAUGAAUUUGAUAUCCCUGCUUAUAUUUACUUCACUUCAACUGCUGCAAUGCUCAGUCUCAUGUUAUACCUCCCUGACUAUUACUCGAAUGAUGUUGAAGGAGAUAUUGAUCUCCCAGGCCUCUCAUCUUUGCCUAAGCUCUGUGUACCUGAGAUCCUUAGGGACAAGAAUGAUGAAGACUGUAAUAUAUUUCUGCACCAUGGCAAAAGAUUUCGGGAGGCUAAAGGGAUAAUUGUUAACACGUUCGAUGAGUUAGAGCCGGCGUCAUUGAAGGCUUUGGUUGAUGGCCGGUGCUUGCCUGAUCAUCCCACACCUUCGGUCUUUCCUGUUGGACCGUUGCUCGCGCUUGAGCAAAAGAAAGAUGGGUCGGAGUGUCAUGAAUGCAUAAAAUGGCUUGAUGAGCAGCCACUGGGUUCUGUGGUCUUCUUGUGCUUUGGAAGCCUUGGUUGCUUUGAACGUCCUCAGGUAAAGAAGAUUGCUGAGGGCCUAGAACGAAGCGGGCAGCGAUUCUUGUGGGCCUUGAGAAGCCCUUCAACCGAUGACAUCCGACUUCCAACGGACUCCAACUUAGCCGAGGUAUUACCUGAAGGAUUCUUGGAGAGGAUCAAAGAGAGAGGCAAAGUUUGGCCUUCGUGGGCACCUCAGAUACAAAUCCUGGCUCACAAAUCAGUAGGAGGAUUCGUGACGCAUUGCGGGUGGAACUCAAGCCUAGAGAGCAUUUGGUUCGGGGUGCCAAUGCUCGGGUGGCCUCUCUACGCAGAGCAGCAUCUGAAUGCGUUUGAGAUGGGGAGAGUGUUGGGAGUUGCGCUGGAGCUGAAGUUGGGUGACGAGAACGAGGGAUUUGUGAGCUCUGAGGAGGUAGAGAGGGGAGUGAGGAGGUUAAUGGGGGAGGAUGAGGAAGGGGUUAAGGUGAGGACAAGAGUUGAAGAGAUGAAGGUCGCAUCAAGGAAGGCUUUGCAAACUGGAGGAUCUUCUGAUGCUGCUUUGGAGAGAUUUGUUAUGAAGUUGAUUAGUGAAAUGCCGAGUAAGUAAUUAAGAAGAUUCAGUUGCUGGGUUUAUGCAAUGUUAUCAUCUUCUAAACUAUCAUUAAUUAUCGCCUUUUGUAUUAAAGUUA
Molecule: messenger RNA, 1720 nt
Organism: Asparagus officinalis (garden asparagus)
Lineage: Eukaryota; Viridiplantae; Streptophyta; Magnoliopsida; Asparagales; Asparagaceae
Product: anthocyanidin 3-O-glucosyltransferase 2-like
Exons: 2
Coding region: 217-1638 (473 amino acids)
Molecular function (GO): UDP-glycosyltransferase activity
Source: RefSeq, a predicted model, not a curated record